AGCACAUCCUUUGCCUUUGUAUACAUGGCCAUGUAUGGUCAUCUCAUUGAGCCGAGAGUUACUGAUGCAUGAAGUUCAUUCCUCACUUCUUUCUAUCAAUCAGCCUUCCCACUUUGGCUUCUUUUACACAACUGCCACAUUCCUCACCAUGCAUUGCACUUACCAACCUUGUGUCUCCGGAUUCGCUCCAUUAACAUCUCGGUAUUCCCAGUAUACUUAAACCCUACUUCACACAUAACGCUGGAUAUGUAUCACACAUACACGUUGUCACCCAUCAAACAUUUAUUCAUGCCACUUUCACCACCUUGGACUUCAUAACAGCCCGCACACUGUCGAGCAAUUAGCGUCCAGUGAUCGCUUGAAGUUCGAGGUACAUCCUAAACAUAUUAUUUCCCUUGGCACAAUAAUACCUCAGUGGGUUCAUCCUCUACGGCUACGGUGUCAAUUAUCUCAAUAUCUUUGUCAUAAAUGGCGAUUUGUGGUGCCUUUGUUUGGCAUGAUUUCUAGAGGGAUCUCACUGCUCUUCACACAUUACACCCACUCGUACUUUCCAUCUGACCCGUCUGAUCCAAAUGUUCACUUGAAUGCUGGCAAUUAUCUCAGCUCCAAUUUUGCCGACCUCGUCAAAAAAAUUCUUACCGGUAGAUACUGACACACAAUGGUGAACUCAGGCAGGACAUCAACCAAGACAACUCGUGAAACCCUAUCCCAUGCCCGAAGCACCGCGAUGCCGUCCUGGAGAAAUCACGAACCACACAAGUGGACAUUAUUGCGACAUAUGCAAUAGGAUGAAGAUGCCUUGGGAAGGAUUUCUACCAAUUGCUCGAUAUCAGGGUUUGCCUGUAUCCAUUGGAAGACCAGGUACAAUUUUACAAGCCGUUCAAGUUGAUAGUCCACGAGAGAUAGGUAUGGUGGCAUUCGCCACAUGGGCAAUCAACAAUAACCAAUGGGAUAAAGCUGUGCAGAUAGACAGUGGAAUUGAGCGGGGACGUGUAAAGGCUGCAGCUCAUGCCCUCACUGAUAUUUCUUACAUGGCGACACAAAAGCCCAAAUGGCGGAAAGCAAACUUAGGUAACUGGUGGAAUAUAUUACACGAAGCUCUCUUGGAUCCUGAACUGACAAUGGCCGAUUACAAAGCACGUAUUCGUGGUGAGGCAGCGCUAACAAGAUCCAAGACCAAGUCGAAAAGCAGCAGGCCAAUUGUUUUACCCGAUGUAGAAGACCAAGAACAACGGAAUGAGAACCUCGGUUAUGACGAUAUUGAUAAUAUACCUGAGGGCAAGAAGCUUUUGUUCUUUAGCCGUGAUAGAACGGAUGAUAAUGAUUUGGAGGGUGAUGACGACGAAGAAUAUGAGGAUGGAGCUCUUGGUUCGAAAAUCAAGCUUGAAAAAUUUCGUUGGCAAUUUGCCCCUGGCCAAGAUUUGGAGCCUGCUUAUUUGGCUAGUCCGGAUACAUCCAAAUUUUUCAUGGUCCGUCAGCUUCGAAAAGACCCAAACAAGAUCGACGUCAGAGAAUACCCUCAUAUAGCUGGUUUUGACUGGAAUGAUAAAGAAGCGGUAAAGGGUUUAAAUAGAGGAAGAAACCAGAUCAUCCUUCGAACUAAUGGUCCAAAGGCACCAGCUAGAUUGGCUUGGUCACAAAUGGAAAGGGAUCUCUUGCGCUACCAAGUAAUCAAGGGUCUCAAACAUGGCGUAAGUCCUCUCACUCUAGCCGAAGCCUAUUCUGCAUUGUCUUACAUCAAAUCUCCGCUGACUGUUCAAUUACAGUACACGAAAAAUAAUAUGCCAUGGGAUCAAGUUGCUCAUAAUAUCAAUGUCGAUUUGGAAAAAGUCACUCAAAGACAAGGCUCCGCCCUCGCCAGACCAAGCAAAUGGAACCCCAAGACAAAACAACAAGACUUCCACACAAAGAGACAUCUCAAAAUGCAAAAAGGCCGUACUGGUUCCGAGCGUAAUGCAACAGGCUGCAUGAAUCAGUCCAACAAAUUUGGUGACAUCGAUGCACUACUUCGAAACAGUGUAGAACAGCCGAACCGACGUAAGACUUUAAACGAGAUGCUUAAGAUAAUUCAUGAUGCCGAUCAUCUUCUCCCACUUCCCAAAGCUAUUUCUGCUCCUUGUGUAGCACAGGAUGAUGAAAUGCAAACGGAGGAUGGAAGAGGAUCUUCGGGCGAUGAAACUUCCUCCACGCAAAGUGAUAGAAUGCAGAGAGAUGGCGUCGAUGACUAUUCAGAUGAUGAGCCGCUCAUGAAGCGCAGGAAAUCAGUUCUUGUUGCUAAUAAUUUAUUGGGCAGUGAACCUCCCAUGACGCGCAGAAAGUCAGAAAAUGUGCAAUAAGUCCGGGCAUUCAUUACGGCACGGUUGAAGACCUUUUUCACUCCAUCUUAACUCCUUUUCAUGUUGGUGCAUUCGCAGUUCUUUCGGAUUUUCACCCGCAAAUCAUUUGUAAUAUUGGUAGCCUAAAGGUUCGCAUCAGUUCCCACCAAGAGCACCCGUGGCGACCUAGGUCUUCUAUUUCUUUGAUCCGAGGAAUCUUUGGUGUUUUGGGAGGGUCUUAUAUUUUCGGCGGCAGAAGCUUAAUUUCAGUACGAUAAACGGUGGUUUAAUGAUAGCCAGAUGGGGAUGUGUACAGACACGGAUGGUUGAGCGGCAGCCCAAAGCGAUUGGAUUCGUCAUUGAUGUUGUUGAAUUGCAUGUCUAGUUUUCGUUUUAUGUCGUUUGCACGUGUAUGCUGAGGAGUUUGGGUGGUCUUCCACAUGAUCACCGCGAGUGACAUCUAUUGAUAGGUUUAACAUUUCGAUUCCAAAUUAAGGAUUAAUUCUCUUGAGUUUUGUUUCAAUACCUUGAAAUAAACUGUG
This is a messenger RNA of Sclerotinia trifoliorum, 2857 nucleotides long. NCBI's taxonomy places the organism in Eukaryota, Fungi, Ascomycota, Leotiomycetes, Helotiales, Sclerotiniaceae. The record is from the annotation of a GenBank genome assembly.